CACGCGCCGAGUGAGAUUCUCGUCGCGCCAAUUUUAAAGUGUUUUGGUUCUGGAUGGAGCUCAUUUAAUUUCUUUAUUUCUUUUAUUUUAAAUAUACCAUUAUUCUACAAUGAACACAAAAGGAAAAGGUUUCGGGGACACGACUUUACCCCUCCAAUCCAACAGCAUUGAUGGAGACGCCAUUAAGGUGUACGUCCGUGUGCGUCCUUUGACCCAGGGCACCGGGCUGACGACAGACGGAGAUCGGAAUUUGUGUUUGGCGGUGACCUCAGAUCACACUGUGCGUCUGAACUCCAAGCCCGAGCCACGAAACUUCACUUACGAUCAUGUGGCGGACAUGGACACGUCUCAGGAAUCUGUGUUUUCGUGUGUGGCUAAAAAUAUUGUGGAGUCAUGCAUGAAUGGAUAUAAUGGAACCAUAUUCGCAUAUGGACAGACGGGUUCAGGGAAGACCUUCACCAUGCUGGGACCGAACGAGCUGACAGACUUCUCUGAUGAGCUGCGUGGUGUUAUUCCUCGUAGCUUUGAGUAUUUAUUCUUUCUUAUCAGCAGAGAGGUGGAAAAGUCUGCAGGAGCAAAGAGCUUCCUGUGUAAAUGUUCCUUCAUUGAGAUCUACAACGAGCAGAUCUUUGACCUCCUGGACAGUGCCUCAGCUAGUCUGUUUCUCAGAGAGGACAUUAAGAAAGGAGUGUUUGUGGAAGGAGCGGUGGAGAAAUAUGCAGCUUCAGCCGCAGAGGCUUACCAGGUGUUAUCUAUGGGAUGGCGUAACCGGCGUGUAGCAUCCACCUCGAUGAAUCGCGAGUCGUCUCGCUCUCAUGCUGUUUUCACCAUGACGCUGGAGUCCAAGGAGACAGGACAAGGAGUGGUGAACAUAAGAACAUCUCAACUCAAUCUGGUGGAUCUGGCAGGGUCCGAGAGGCAGAAAGACACACACGCAGAAGGAUCGCGUCUGAAGGAGGCGAGCAGCAUCAACCGCUCUCUGAUGUGUCUGGGUCAGGUGAUCAUGGCUCUGGUGGACGUGUCCAAUGGAAGAAGUCGGCAUGUCUGUUACCGGGACUCCAAACUCACCUUCCUGCUCAGGGAUUCUCUUGGAGGCAAUGCUAAGACGUACAUCAUUGCUAACGUCCACCCAGGAUCCAAAUGUUUUGGAGAGUCUCUGUCCACGCUGCAGUUUGCCCAGAGAGCCAAGCUCAUCAAAAACAAGGCAAUGAUAAAUGAGGACACUCAGGGAAAUGUGAAGCAGCUCCAGGCUGAAGUGAAGAAGCUGAAGGAGCAGUUAGCUCUUGCUGUGUCCACUCGUCAUAACGUCACUGAGUCUGCACCCGGGGGGCCACAGUUACAUACUGUGCCAUCUGAAGUUGAUGAUCCAUAUAAGAUUCGCUUCCUGCAGGCUGUACGACUGUGGAAGAGACGAGAAGAUGAGAAGAAGGUUCUGCAGGAGAAAGUUUCUCGUCUGGAAGAGGCCUGGGCCCAGAAGGAAAAAUUCAUUCAGUCCAAUAGGAUGAUCUUGAAAUUUCGAGAUGAUCGCAUCGCCCAUCUGAAGAAAGAGCUGGAGACGGGAGAGCGAGUAGAACCGGCACGGCAGGAUCAGAUUCUCAUCGAUCAGCUGCUACAGGAGAUUCGCGUGCUCAGAGAACAGGUGGAACAUAAUCCUCGAGUAAUGUGGUACGCAGCAGAGAACUGCAGCCUAAAGGCAGAAGUGCAUGCCCUGAGAGCUCUGGAGUCGGUAAAGAAUGCUCAGGAGGAUGCGUCCCAAUCUGGAGCUGAGCUUGAAAAAGCCUUUCAGGAAGUGUUAAAGCCAGAGGAGAGUGUGGAGGCAAUGGGCGCUUCCGCAACUGGCUCCACCCCAGUUACCAUGGAAACGCUGUCAUCUGUUUCCAUGGAGAGUUUGAAGGCCCAGUUGUUACAGAAGCAGUCAGAGCUUGCUGCCAAGGUGCAGGCGUUCGAUGAUUACAAACAAAUCAGCAAAAAGCAGCUGAUCGAGCUGGAGUCUGAGAAACGUUACCUGGAAAAGUCCAACAAGCACCUGGAAAACAUUCUAGAAGCCACUAAAGCUCACACCAAGCAGGAAGUGUCACAGCUGAAUAAGAUCCAUGCUGAAACGAUUAAGAUUCUGACCACGCCGACUAAAGCAUAUAACUUGAGGAACCGUUUGGUGCCACUGUCCAGCCCAGAGCAUCUAAACGGCUACGGGUGCGACUCAGAGCUGGAUGAUAUUGAGAAUGAGCAGCCCCCUCCUGCCAUGAGUGAGCUUGCCUGCGAGGCUCUCACUGAAGAACUGAAACAAAUGCAGGAGCAGAUGACCCGUCUGAAGAGCCAGUUGGACGAGGAGGAAGCUCAAAACAGGAAGCUGCUUCAGAAAAUCAGCAAGCUUGAUGAGCAAGUUACUAUGGCAACAGAGCAGUCCACUCGCAGAGCAGAGGACUUUAAUGCAGAGAGGAGUUCUCUAAUAGAGGAGCAGAAAAACCUGCAGGAGAGUCUGAGUGAUGUGCAACAGAAGCUCACUGAAGAGAGAGCAGUAGCAGAGGUGUUGCGGAGUGAAGUGCGUGACCUGCGUGUGGUGCUGCAGUCUUCAGAUAAACAGCUGGAGGAUGUUCGGAGGGAGCAGGAGAGAGAAAACACACAGCUGUCUAACAGCUUGAUCAACACACAACUGCAGCUGGACAAAGUUAGGUUGGAGUGGGAGGAGCUUCAGGAGCAGCAGCGUGUGUUACAGGACGCGUUCGACACGCUGCAGGCUGAGUUUAAGUUUGAAGUGGAUCAGUAUCACCAACAGCUGGAGGAGAAAACAGGAGAAAACACCAAACAGCAAACACACAUUACAGAAUUGAUGAACACUCUCCAAAGUGAGCGAGAGCUGACCAGUGGUCUGAGGUCACAGCUGAAAGCAGACAGGGAGAACAUCUCCAAAGAGCUGCUGCAGGCUGUGGAGGAGAACUCGCUGCUCAAAAAACACAUCCUGGAGCUCACUGCUCAAAACCAACAGCAGGCUGAGAACAUUAAGUCUUUGGAGCAGUGUGUAAACAGUGCAAAUGCAUCAAUCUCCUGCCUGGAGCAGAAAACGGAGCAAGAUAAAGCAGUGGUGUUGGACCUGAUGAAGCAGACACAUGAGCUGCGCUCUGAGCUCGGACAGAAGGAUCAGAGUCUCUCCCUGAUGAGCGCCGACCUCAGUGACAUCACAGUAAAAUAUUGCACUGCCUGCACAGAGAAAGAGGACAUGACCAAAGUGGUCACUUGCAUGCAGGCAGAAAUCCAAGAGCUCAGAGAGGCUUCAGAGCGACGCCUGGCCUCCGACCGUGUUGAGUUGGAGCUGCUGCAGGAGGAUAUUGCAUAUGUCACUGAGGAAAUGGAGAAGGUCAGUAUUGCAUUGGAGGACAAAACGGCAGAGCUGCAGAGAGCUGAGGGGCUUAAUGCUGAGAAGGACACGACCAUCAGCAGGCUGCAGGAACAGAUAAAGCAGCAGGAGGAGCAGCUCAGUGUGAGGACUGUAAACAGUGGUCAUGCUUUUGCUACACCUAAAAUGAACCCACAGACACCUCACACUCCACGCAGCUUCAACACAGAGUUGUCUCAGCUGUUGGAGAAUCAGGAGAAGGAGCUGGAGAGCCGGCGAUCAUCCAUGAUGACAAUGGAGGUGCUGUUGGCUGAACUCAAUGCCGAGCGCACAGCCAAGAAUGACGAGAUCCAGAGACUAAAGGCUCAGCUCAAUGAAAAGGAGAAUAUGCGUUUGGAGAUCCAGACCCUACUGGAACAGUUCUAUAACACACAGAACCAACAACCUGAAAACAGUAAAAGCACAAUAAAUCUGAAGGAUGUGAUCCACCAGUCUGUACUGCAAGAGCUUCGUGAGGAGAGGAGUGCAAAGAAUACCCUGAUGAUGCAGCUGGCUGAAACUCAGAAGAGUCUACAGCACCAGGAGGUCACUCUGGCCCAAUCUCAGACAUGCGUUCAGGAACUGACCUCUGAACUCAGAAACCGCUGUCUGGAGCUGCGAGACCUUAGUGAGAAAGACAACCAGCUUCUGCAGGAAGUGGAGGUGUUGAGGAAGCAGGUGGAUCACCUGGCCGAGGAGAACGGCAAACUGCUGGGCCACCAGAACCACAGGCAGAAGAUUGAAUACAUGGUCAAGCUGAAGAAGGAGAUCACCAAACUCCAGGAGGAGAACGAGAAACUCCGGCAGAAGAGCACGUCCUGAACAAUCUUACAAUGUAUACAUCAACAACAUAAAUACAUAUCAUGCUGGACAUCUCAGGAGCUUUCAGACAUGGUGCCUAGGAAUAGACCAGGACAGAAUCACACACCUCUUGAGUGGAUAAUUUGGCAUUAACCCAUGAAAUGUGCUGUUGCAGGAACAUGCCGACUCCGGCCUACACUCAUUAGGUUCACGUUCACUGUAAUUAGUAAUUAUUAAUAUAAAGUGUACAUAAUGUUUAUUUUUCCACACAUGCAGGAGAUUAUUUUUUUGACUUGUAGAGAAACAUAAAUGAUCUGUGAAACAGCUUACUUGUCGCUAUCUGGUUUGCUGGACUCAACAAUGAAACGGCUUAUUUUCCUGAUUCAUAAGAUUUUUAAAAGUGAAAUAUGAAAUAAUCUUUAUAUUUUCUGCGUUUUUUUUUUUUUUUUUAAUAAAACAUGUUCUCAUUUUUCAUCUCACUUUCCUUUUUGUCCUAAAGGUUCUGUAUCGGUGUAGUAUGUUUAAUCUGGUUUGUUUGUGUGAACACUUGUAGAAAUUAUAUGUAGUUCAUAUGUUCAUAUUUUUUUCAUGAUUAUAAAUAAAUAAAAACGUUUAAUGUU
Messenger RNA from Silurus meridionalis, 4794 nucleotides. It is a transcript of the gene kif15, whose product is annotated as kinesin family member 15. Gene Ontology annotation, molecular function: microtubule binding; microtubule motor activity; ATP binding. Gene Ontology annotation, biological process: microtubule-based movement. The transcript has 35 exons. The record is from RefSeq and is a predicted model, not a curated record. NCBI's taxonomy places the organism in Eukaryota, Metazoa, Chordata, Actinopteri, Siluriformes, Siluridae. Bases 110 to 4195 code for a protein of 1361 amino acids.